Messenger RNA from Odontomachus brunneus, 2311 nucleotides. RefSeq lists its product as uncharacterized. The record is from RefSeq and is a predicted model, not a curated record. The transcript is spliced from 7 exons. NCBI's taxonomy places the organism in Eukaryota, Metazoa, Arthropoda, Insecta, Hymenoptera, Formicidae.
AUGAUAGCGAGCGAUAGUUCGAAAAAUGUUCGCAGCUGUCCAUCGUGUGGGAACCUUCUGAUCGAAAAAGUUUGAUGUAAUCGUAAGGAGAAAGCAUUUGAAAGCAACAUGUCGAAAGUAUCUCUCUGUGUUCUCCUCCCAUUAUUAAUCGUGAGCGUUGCGUCGUUGAAGAAGAAGCUUCAUUUUAGCGACGUGGUCGACUCAACGAUCUCGAUUCUAAGCAAAUGCAUACUACCGGAAAUCGCCGAAGAAACUUUAUUGCUAGGCGGGGAAUACAAUGAUUUCCUGAAACGAGCGCUCUUCAAUAUUAAACCGGUAGCUCUGAUAGCGGAGUCGAAGCGUAGCGCUCUCGACAACUUUGCCAGGACGAAGUAUUCCUACCAUCAGUAUCUGAACUAUCGCUUUAUCCACUUCUUGCGAAAGGUGCACCGUUUCGUACUGGUGACAUCCUCGCAGCCGCUCUUGCGAUCUGUUUUGCAGAGAACAAAAGAUUCUCCUUGGGCGAACGCAGACGGAUUUUACAUCCUGAUCGACAGACAGACCGCAAAUCGAGGUUGUAUAAACGCUCGCUCAUAUCUCUGGGCAGCUUGGGAAUACGACUUACUCUCUGUCGUGUUCAUAUGCAUCGAUCCAGACGACGGGAUUGUCCAUUACACGUUUAAUCCGUUCUCGAACCACACGCCGGACAGUUGGCACCAGGUGAGCGUUUUCAGAGGACGAGACGAUCAUCCGUGGAGAAUGUUCAAGAAGAAAUUCGCACACGACGGGGACAUAUGCAAGGACCUGCACUUCGACAGAACGACCACUCUGAACGGCUACGCGAUUCGACUGAACGCGAUUGAAAUGCAACCGUUCUUGAAAAUCAAUCUCACCGAAACAGGUCUGGACUUGUUCGGCGGUGACAACAGCGAGGUCAUCAAGGUGCUCUUUCAUAAGCUGAAAGCGUCCCUUUUCAUCGACAUUCACAAUGGUAGCACCUAUGACCUCGGUGGCGUAGGGCCUAAUGGUACUUUAUGGGGCAUGAUGGCCGCAGUGGGCGACGGAAAGGUAGACAUGGCCAUGAAUACCAGAUCGUUGGUCGCAAUGUGGAAGCUUAGGUACACAUAUCCUCACACAAGAUCGGGCAUUUGCGUGAUAUCGCAGCCGAAUCAACAAAUCUCGGAGUUCACCAAACUGAUAACGUUUCUGCAGCUGCCAGUGAUGAUGGGGAUUUUCAUAAUCUGCCUGCUCACCUACGUGAUUUUCACGAGGAACGUGGGAUACGUUUCUGCCGCGUUGGAGGUGAUAAGACUCAUGGUCUGCGUGGCAAUUUUGCAUCCGCCGAGAAUCAGUUCCGCCCGAAUCUUCUUGUGCAUGGUGUUCAUUCUGUUCCUGAACGUAAACUCCUUGUUUCAAAGUCGCUGGUUGUCCCUGCUCACCGUGCCGGUCUUUUACAGUACCGUCGACAGCUUCGAUAGUAUCAAGGAACAUGAAUACAAAAUACAUGGGCCGUUGGUUAUGAAAGACUUCAUAAACGACAACGUGCUCAAAUCGCGUUACACCGUGGCGAGCUCGACCAGUGAGUGCAAGAAGUCCGUCGAGAAUUCGACGGACAUUGUGUGCAUCGGCGACUGUUACCACCUUUAUUACAGGAUCCGGAAUGAGGACCUGUACGAGUCAAAGAAUCUGCGCGAGAUGACGUUGACGUACGUCACCCGCGAGGAUUGGCCAUUGUACGGAAGAGUGAACCACGCUAUUCAACAAAUGGUGCAGUGCGGUUUGAUCAACAAGUUUCGAGCCGACAGUCUCAGAAAGCUCAGGAGAACGAGAAUGAAGAGAAACGCGAAGAAGAAAAGCUACAAGGUGAUGUUGCUGUCGCAGUUGGCGUUCAGUUUCUACAUCCUCGGUGUCGGAUACAGCUGCGCCACUGUGGUCUUCGUGGCGGAAGUGCUAAUUGAUAUAUCCAAUCGCAAUCGAAGAGCAAGGGAAAGAAAGCAAACAGCUGGAACGGAUGUUAAAGUUGUGGUGAUAUCAGCGUGGAAUUGAAGAUCCGACUUUGCAUAGAAUUUAAGAAACUACGUUAAGAAUACUGAAAAAAGAUAUAAUCCUAUCCUUAGCGGAAUUCUCUAUAUGUGGUUUUAAGAAGAUUUCGCGAAAAUCAAAAGAAUAAUAUUGCAAAAAGAAAGAACUAUAGCUGCAAGACGUUAUUUCCUGUAAUUUCACAUUUUAAGCGAAAACCGAAAAAGUACACUGCAAAGCCAAGAAUGUCAUUUUAAUUAAAUUUCUUUUUACUACAUUUCUUACCGUUUUAAGGCUCCUGGGGAGUCGCAUC